This is a messenger RNA of Aspergillus novofumigatus IBT 16806, 1760 nucleotides long. Its product is annotated as Zn(II)2Cys6 transcription factor domain-containing protein. Gene Ontology annotation, biological process: regulation of DNA-templated transcription. The coding region runs from base 8 to 1300 and encodes 430 amino acids. Gene Ontology annotation, molecular function: DNA-binding transcription factor activity, RNA polymerase II-specific; zinc ion binding. Lineage: Eukaryota; Fungi; Ascomycota; Eurotiomycetes; Eurotiales; Aspergillaceae. The record is from RefSeq and is a predicted model, not a curated record. The transcript has 2 exons.
CUUCAUUAUGGGUCGGCGAUCUAAACAGAAGUCCUGCUUCGCGUGCGCCGAGGCUAAACGGCGUUGCGACAAGCGCCAACCAUCCUGCUCCCGCUGCGUUGAGAAAGGAGUCGACUGUGCAUACCCGGCGGCAUCCGGUCCCGAGUGUCCACAAGCUAGGAUGACCGGCGCCGCUGCCAUCCCAGAUGUUGGGUUCGGCGACGCGUGGACUUCCCCAGUCAUGAAUAACACGUUCGGUCCGAUCCCUCAGGCGGAGGUCCCAUUAGACAACGUACUGUUUGACUCCGACUUCGCUACUAGUCUCAUCAGCAUUUCAUCAUUAUCAUCGGCACCAUCCUACGGCGCAUUUUCCAGUCAUCCCGCUGCCGCCGGCCAACUCAGCGCAUCGUUUGGAGACUUGAGCUGGUUUCUCCAACCCCAGGCUUGGACUGUACCUCCACCUUCGGUGUUCUCGAGCUUCCUCCGGGGCCUGGAGGACUGGCUCUUCCGCUUUGUACGCGACGGUCACAACCCCUUCAUUCACCGACAUCUCUAUUCUGGGACAGGCUUUCCGCAGUGUCUCCAAGAUGCCUACUCCGCAAUCGCGAUUUGGGCCGUUACAUCACCGGAAAACGAGCAUAUUGUUGACCAAAUAUCCUCCGACCUCGUCUCAAAGCUGCUCGAAUAUCAACAUACCGCCGGCCCCAUGGGCUUCAGUUUUAUCACCACCCGGGAACACCUGGUUCGCACGCAGUCUCUUUUGAUUCACCUGCUACUUGCUCUCUUCUCAGCCUCUAUAAACCGCCGAGCCAGGGCCGAGAGUCUCGUCAACAUACUGCGUGACUGGGCGAGCCAGCUUUGGCAGUCUGCAACCCAUGAUGCAACCCUCGCUCCACCCAUGCUAACCGUUCCCUCGAUAGCGGGAGAUACCAACGCCAGGGAUGUCGACCCUGUUCCAAGAUUGUAUCAAGCUUUUGUUCUCUCCGAAUCUAUUCGCCGCACCUGGCUACUAUGCAGUAUUGCCACUGGUGUCUAUGGCAGUCUAAAGGGCGGAUGGUCUGAGACGUGUGGAGGCGAUGUCCACAUCACAACUCACACGGAUUUAUGGGCCGCGCCGUCUUCGGCACGUUGGGAGGCCAUCGCACGUCAUACGGACCCACUAUUCAUCUAUAGCCUCCGUGGUCAGACAUUAGUCGAGCGCGGCGUUCGCGCUGCCCAGGUUGAUGAAUUUGCGCGGCAUCUGUUCACCCUUAUGUGGGGACUGGAGAAGGUUGAGACCUGGAUUGUUCGUACCGGCGAUGCAGUUUCGAUCACUUAUUGAGGUGCAGAGGGAAACCGCAUCGCUGGCUCUGAAGUGUCGGGAUACGAACGGAAGUGCUAUUCAGCGACCGGAACUUGCGGUGGCCAGAUUCUUCCAAUCCGUCUGUAACAAGCCAUGUUGCUGAGCGACCCUCCAGUAAUGUUUUGAAAGGGUAACAAAGCAUGGGGAAUUGUCGCCACCGACUCCGGGAAGUGAUGACAAGAUUGACUCUUCAGCUACUCCGAUAAGCGGCACCGUGGUGCCAUGGGCUGCCUCCAAGUGACGAAGAGAAAAGGCAUUGUUUGAUACUCUUACUGGUGGCAGACCCAUUAGCGCGGCAGUUAGAAGUCCUCAGGCCGUGUGUCAGGCCGUGCAGAUGCAUUCUAUAAAGCGCGGCAUGCUUACCGAUUUUACCCCCAUACUAGCUUAAUAGACUAGCUUAAACACUUGAUUACCAUAAAACUAAUUAAAGGACUUAAAG